Molecule: messenger RNA, 1689 nt
Organism: Poecilia reticulata (guppy)
Lineage: Eukaryota; Metazoa; Chordata; Actinopteri; Cyprinodontiformes; Poeciliidae
Source: RefSeq, a predicted model, not a curated record
GCUCAUCAUCCCCUGAUGUCAUCAAGCAGAGAGAGAGAGAGAGAGAGAGAGAGAGAGAGAGAGCGAGCUGCAGUCAGAGUGGUCAACUGUUUCCCCUCUUCAGGUUUUCCGGUCAUCUCUCCGAGUACCAGCAGCAUGACGGAGCCUCGGAGCCGCCUGAGCAGUCCAGAUGUGGAGGUGAAGAGUCUGCAGCUGGACGAUCACCCAGAGUCAGAGUCUGCGGACAGCGGCAUCGGGGACGGGGACGAGCUGCCGGUUCCUCAGCAGAUCCUGAUCAGCAACGUCACAUGCGACUCCUUCAAGAUCAGCUGGAAUAUGGAGAGCAGAGGCCAGGAUCGGAUCACUCAUUACUUUGUUGACCUGAACAAGAAGGAAGACAAGAGCUCCAACAAGUUCAAGCACAUGGACGUACCGACCAAGCUGGUGGCCAAAGCGGUUCCUCUGCCGAUGAUGGUCAGAGGUCACUGGUUCCUGAGCCCUCGGACGGAAUACACCGUGGCCGUUCAGACGGCCACCAAGCAGCCUGACGGAGAAUAUGCUGUUUCUGCUUGGAGCGAGAUCGUCGAGUUCUGCACGGCRGACUACUCCACCGUCCAGCUGAAGCARCUCCUGCUAAAAGCAGAGGCUAUCGCUGGCAGGACGUUACCGUUCACCGUCUUCUACAGAAACCAGCAGAGGGAGUACUUCCAGUCAAACAGCCAAUAUUACCGUUCCAGAGAUGCUCAGUGCUGUCGCAUGCUGCCGUCAGUAAAGGACAACAGCGGCAGCCACGGGUCACCCAUCAGCGGUAAGCUGGAGGGAAUCUUCUUCAGCUGCAACACAGAGUUCAACACUGGACGACCUCCGCAGGAUUCUCCGUACGGGCCGUACCGCUUCCAGAUCCAAGCAGACCUCCUCUUCAACCAGAACACCAAUGUCUACUUUGGGGAUUUUUACUGCAUGUACACCUCGUAUCACUAUGUCAUCGUGGUCCUGGCCCCAAGUGGCUCCAAMGGGGACAUUUUCUGUAGAGGCAAGCUGCCAGYMUUGGAUAGGUCAAACAACUGCUUCCUKAGCUGCAGUGAGGAAGAGGACGGCUCGUUGUCCUUCCGUCACGCCCAGGACGUCAUCCUGGAGGUGAUCUACACAGAGCCGGUGGAUCUGUCUCUGGGGACGGUGUCACAGAUCAGCGGACACCARCUGAUGAGCCUGUCCACCCUCAACGCCAAGAAAGACCCCAGCUGCAAGGUCUGCAACAUCAGCGUGGGACGUUAGCGGCUUCUUCAGGCAGGAUGACCAGCUGACCCGCAUGGUAACAAGCACAGGAGAUACUAACUGAYUUUAACUCUACUGGUUACGUGCCCAGCUGAAGGAGUCCUCCCAGAAACCAGCAGGCUCGUGGAUCAGUUAGGCAUCAGCAAGACAGAGCCCUCAUGUGGUCGUUUGGAUGAAGACUGUUUAGGAUGGAUGGAAACAGCUGUUGGUUUCCUCUGUCAGUCUGUUGUUUUUAUAACCUCUUCUGUCUGUUUUUAUUCCCAUGGCAAUCGAUGUCGGUUAGCGAAAUAUGCAUCUAAACCCCGGAARCUUAGAGAUUAUCAUUGCCUUAUCUUUCGUUUCAGUUGAGCUCCUCUGCGAUAAAGUCUUUGGUUCGGGGGAGGUUGCAAAAUCGAAAUAACAGCAAUAAACAAACUAAUUCAAAUGGCAACACAA